UUGAAGGCAUGGUCAAUUUCUUCUCUCUCGGCGCCGAGACGCUGAGCGGCAUGGAUCCCGUGAAUGCCUCGGGCUCUUCUGAGCACGCAGAUUUCCGCACGGCUGUCCGCCAAGUCUGGCACAAGACACACGAAGAUCUGCAAGCGCUUUCCCCGUCCACCGCGCCGUUUCGUAGCGUGGUGCUGGAGUGGUGGGUGGAGUGUGGCGAGAAGUGCGGCGUCAACAUCGAGGCAUCCUACGAGCCGACUAUGGGCCCUUCUUCUGGUACGCGGAGGUGGAGGAAGGACAACGGUUGUGCCUGGAGAGAAUGCCUUUGCUUCGGCGAGCGUCCGUACCAUAAACUGCGAGUAUGUAAGAGGUGCAAGAAGGUGAUGUACUGCUCAAUCAAGUGCCAGACCAGGUAAGUUACUACGAA
Molecule: messenger RNA, 415 nt
Organism: Phanerochaete carnosa HHB-10118-sp
Lineage: Eukaryota; Fungi; Basidiomycota; Agaricomycetes; Polyporales; Phanerochaetaceae
Exons: 1
Coding region: 9-404 (131 amino acids)
Source: RefSeq, a predicted model, not a curated record